UCCGGCCGCGCAUCGGCAGGCGUGUCUAACCACCGUGACCCGACUCAACAUCCGGCAUGGCCUCCCCCGCCAACUUCCUCCGGCUGUGCCUGCGGCCGAGCAGGAGGCUACCGACCCUCCGAGUUGCCGCCCUCCAGCAGCCAGUCCUCCGCCGGGUUUUGUCAACGACACAAUGGCGAGCCGCAGCAGCAGACGACAGCGCCAAUAAGGAGGAGGCCGAAGACGAGAUCACCGAGGUCUUCACGAACCCUGGCCAAUAUCUGAGCAGCUUUCUUCGCGACGAGAAAAUAACGGAUGAGGAGCGUCAAUUAGCCACGCGCAUGCUUGAGGACUGGCAGAAGGUGCCGCCAAACAUGCGCAAGAGUAUCGAGAAGCUCACGGAGGAGAUCACGGACGAAAGCGCGCCUCUGCGAAGGCCGGUGAUGCCCAAGAGGGACAGCUUUUGGAAUGCGGAGGAAGCCGAUACUGAUCUCAUCACGGACGAAGUCGGCGAGGACGAUUUCGAAGAGGACGAUAUCUUGGCGAUGGGCCACGCCAAGCUCGAGGAGCACCGCGAGUUCAGAGAGUACGCGCGCAUUGCCGUGUGGGAGAUGCCGCUGCUCUCAAAACUGGCCAAGCCCUUCCAACCACCCACCGAAGAGCAGGUGUUGCGGUUCAGAUACACGACAUAUAUGGGCGAAUUCCAUCCUGCCGACAGAAAGGUGGUGGUCGAGUUCUGCCCGAAGGACAUUCCCGGUCUUAGCGAGGCGCAGCAGCUGAAGCUCAAGAAGCUCGCCGGGGCCAGGUAUAACCCAGAGAAGGAUAUUAUCAAGAUGAGCUGCGAGAGGUUUGAGCACCAGGCACAAAACAAGCGAUACCUGGGUGACCUCGUGAACAAGAUGAUUGCGGCGGCUAAGGACCCGACCGAUAUGUUUGAGGACAUUCCCCUCGAUACCCGCCACCACACGUUCAAGCAACAGAUCAAGUUCCCCAAGGAAUGGUACCUGACAGAGGAGCGGAAGAAGGAGCUCUACGAGCAGCGAAAACAGGCGUUGCUCCUGGACGAGCGGAAGAGGUCCGAAGGGUCUCUGAUCGACGGAGUCGAGACCAUUCAGCAAGCUCUGCUUCGCGCGAAGGUUGAGGAGCCUGUUCCGGUGCUGAGAGGACGGUCGACCCGUGGCCGUCGGUAACGUAGACCGAGCGAGCCUCUGCUGACAUU
Messenger RNA from Thermothelomyces thermophilus ATCC 42464, 1198 nucleotides. RefSeq lists its product as uncharacterized. The coding region runs from base 57 to 1169 and encodes 370 amino acids. Gene Ontology annotation, cellular component: mitochondrial small ribosomal subunit. Gene Ontology annotation, biological process: mitochondrial translation. The record is from RefSeq and is a predicted model, not a curated record. The transcript is spliced from 3 exons. Gene Ontology annotation, molecular function: structural constituent of ribosome. NCBI's taxonomy places the organism in Eukaryota, Fungi, Ascomycota, Sordariomycetes, Sordariales, Chaetomiaceae.